Molecule: messenger RNA, 1678 nt
Organism: Paramuricea clavata
Lineage: Eukaryota; Metazoa; Cnidaria; Anthozoa; Malacalcyonacea; Plexauridae
Source: the annotation of a GenBank genome assembly
AUGGCUGCCUUCAAGGAUUUUUGUCAGGAAUUUCUUCAAAUGUUUGGCUUAAAUAAAUUUAAAAAUACACAAAUAAUAGCUUUAAAAGAUCUCCUAUUGGGCAAAGAUGUGUUUGUCAACCAACCAACUGGUUCAGGGAAGUCUUUGAUAUUUCAAGCCUUUCCAAUUCUUUUUGAUAUGGUGAAACAUUCUCCGUCGAGAAGCAACACUAUUGUACUUGUGAUCUCCCCACUUGUUUCGCUUAUGCAGGAUCAAGUUUCUUUCCUCAAAAGCAAAGGAAUCCGUGCUGCAUAUAUUGAAGAAGAACAGUCCGAUGAACGUGUUAAAAAGGAUGUAGAAAAUGGAAAAUUUCAACUUGUAUACAGCUCUCCAGAGUCUUUUCUUCAAAACCAACGCUGGCGAAAGGUGCUUGCAAUGGAUGUAUACCAUAACAAUGUGAAAUUAAUAGCUGUGGAUGAAGCGCAUUGCAUUUCUCACUGGGGAUUUUCUCCUCGAAAAGGCGAAAAGAUAUUCCGUGUUUGGUUUAGCAGGAUUAACGAAUUGCGAUCAAUUGUUCCCGGUGGUGUCCCCGUGCUUGCAUUGACAGCAACUGCUACAAAAAGAACAAGGGAACGCAUCAUGCAUGCACUAGAAAUGAAGAAUGCAACUAUUAUAAAAGAUUUCCCUGAUAAGCCCAACAUUACAUAUUCUGUUCAAAUUGUUGGCACCAAAACAUUGGAAACGUUCCACUCACUUAUUGCAGAGGUUGAACAACAGGGAGCAGCAUGUGAUCGAGUUAUUAUUUACUGCCUAAUAAUUAAAAUAACAACCAUGAUUUAUGCACAUUUUCAAGCAGAAUUAGGACAAAAUAUGUACAAGGGUAACAUAUAAGACCCUAAGAAUCGCCUUGUUGAAAUGUUCCAUGCUCAUAGUCUCGCAUCCUGUCUUCCUUUGCACAUGAAAAUGGUUGUAUACUUGUAUUGAUUGCAACAAUUGCAUAUGGAAUGGGCAUUGAUUGUAAGGCUUUUAAGACAAUCAUUCAUUAUGGCCCAUCUCGGAAUUUGGAAGCAUAUUUACAAGAAAGCGGACGAGCUGGUAGAGAUCAAAUUUCUCAGUGUCAAGCAAUAAUAUUGUACAACAAUGUAAUGCUCAAAUACUGUGAUGACGAUAUUGUUGCCAACAAAAGUGUAUCUGUGAUGUUGGGUGUGGCAGUUUACUAUUGUUUUCAAAAUUGCAUAAUGACUGUAAGACAGUGUCAAGGUCAAGAAAUAUAAGUGAUGAGCAGAAAUCAAUCCUUACAUGUAAACUGGAAUAUCUCAAGCAAUACUAUCUCGGUCGGCUUGUUAAUUCAGAUCAAAGCUUUCAUGGUCAUUUACUUACUCUGAUUAAUUUUAUAUGUAGCUUUAAUGACAUACAGGAAAGCCAAGGACUACAGCAUUGCACAAAAUUGUUCACAUUGCAUGACAUCUAUUCAUAUAUUGACAUUUGGGAACCAGAUGUUGCCAAUGACAUUUUCUUUAUAUUACACUUAAUUUUUGGAGAUGUUGAUUAUAAAGAAUGCACAACUUCAAAUGAUGAAUCUACUGAAAUUCAAUGUGCUCAAGUUCAAGAAAUGAUGGAUGCAUGGCAUCUGACAUCAGAUGAUGAACUUUUAUUGGAAUUUCCAGAUGAAUUUUCCAAUUUAUCAGAUGAAGAUUGA